AUGCUGGGAAUGGUCCUGGACUCUCUGAGGGUGGCCUUCGUGCUGCCCUACCCAGUGGUCCUGGACUCCUUGGAGGUGAUCCUCAUGAUCCUCUACCCCGUGACCGUGAUUCCGUCCCGGAUUGUCGGAAACUUUGGCGCCCGACUCGUUGUGAUGUUCACUCUGUUCCUCGUGGUGGUCGCCCUCGUGGUGCUGGUGAUCGAAGUGUGGUGUUGCUGUCGCUGCUUCGUACUUCCUAUUGCUUCGUGCUGGGCGG
Molecule: messenger RNA, 256 nt
Organism: Symbiodinium necroappetens
Lineage: Eukaryota; Dinophyceae; Suessiales; Symbiodiniaceae
Source: the annotation of a GenBank genome assembly